AUGCCGAUCGACAGGUGCUCAUUAAUCGACGUUCUCACCCCCCUCAAGCCUUCGACCCUUGCUGUUGUUACUUUUCCAAUUCUCCAAAGCUCCCCCUUGAUCGGUGACUUGGGGGACUACAUGACUACAAUCGGCAAGGCAAGGGAUGACGCUCGUAUCCAAGCCAAAUUGCCGAAGAUAGAGAACAAGCAAGUCCCCAACCAAGAAAACGAGGAUAAAACCAACCCUGUGGAGGCCGCGCCGAAUAGUCCAAUCGGUACCCCCUGCCGAUUCAUACAUGUUCUCCAAUCGGCGACAGCUCCUGCUCGCUCUCAAACGGCAUCGAUCGGUAUCAUAUGCCGAAAGACCUUGCGGGCGCGGUCAGAAAGCCCAGCCGAUUGUACAGGACAACCUCAAGGGUCUACGGCCGGCACCACACCGGUGCUCAAGACCUCACCUGCCGUUUCUGUCUUUAGCUCGGAUCCAGCAUCCACUUUAGUCGCAGGACGCCACGGGAAGAAGGCCCCUCCGGUCCACGAUUAUCAACAUACCUGGAAGCUCAAGUGUUGUGUUGUUCUUGAGCCCUGCCAUCUUGAGAUGGUACUUAGACAAUUUGGUCAAGUGCAGACGAUUUCUCCCAUAAUAAGUUCCCCUAACAUAAUUGGUAGUGAUGCCAAUUCUUAUAAGAUUAUGUAUGAUUAUUUAGAGGUAAUGUGGGAGAAUCGGGUGAACCACGAGUUGGGAGAGGUGUACCCGUGA
This is a messenger RNA of Prunus armeniaca (apricot), 738 nucleotides long. The record is from the annotation of a GenBank genome assembly. Lineage: Eukaryota; Viridiplantae; Streptophyta; Magnoliopsida; Rosales; Rosaceae.